CUAAUAUCUUGAUUGGCGCAAACACCCCAAUAUGCCCCGCCCCCAAGCGGAUUGUUUGGAAUGGUCAGAUGGACCGAUGGAGACACGGGAUAACAAUCCGGACCGCUGGAAGCUUGGACAUGUGAGCGAAUGUAAUUUUUGAAAAAACACACUUUUGGCAGAGUGGGGUGUAGCUGUAUAAGGGAAAGUCAUGCCGCUGGUAAAGAGGAAUAUUGAACCCCGGCACCUGUGCCGCGGGGUACUGCCCGAGGGUAUUGGCAGUGAGCUAGAGUGUGUUAUGAACAACACACUGUCUGCAAUCAUACGCCAACUCAGCAGUCUCAGUAAACACGCUGAAGACAUUUUUGGAGAGCUCUUCAACGAGGCAAACAUGUUCUAUUUGCGGGCGAACUCCCUGCAGGAUCGAAUUGACCGACUUGCCGUCAAGGUGACUCAGUUGGACUCCACGGUUGAGGAGGUGUCUCUUCAGGACAUAAACAUGAGAAAGGCUUUUAAAAGCUCUACUGUGCAAGACCAACAGGUGGUGUCCAAGAGCAGUGUCCCAAUCCCUGUGGUGGAGAUGUACAAUUUGAGUGACAAACCUCCACCUCUCAAUAAUCUCACACCUUACAGAGACGAUGACAAAGAAGGCCUUAAGUUUUACACUGACCCCUCCUACUUCUUUGACCUGUGGAAGGAGAAGAUGCUACAAGACACAGAGGACAAGAGGAAAGAGAAGAGACGGCAAAAGGAGCAGAGGCGAUGUGUGGAUGGCACACUACAAAGGGAGGUGAAGAAGGUGCGAAAGGCACGAAAUCGAAGGCAGGAGUGGAACAUGAUGGCCUUCGAUAAAGAACUGAGACCUGACCUACGACACACUGUGCAUAGAGGAGGGUCUACAGAAGGCACGAUGUCUCCAGAGCACAGGUCUCAUGGCCAAGACCAUACAGAUCAUGGCUAUCUCACCAUGGCCAACCAUGCUGGCCAUGCACACACUUACUCUGGACCUACACCCAGUAUGGCAGCUCUGUCCGCCCUUACUCAAAUGAACAUGGACCAGGAUUACAGGGCUGGGUCUAUGGGAUACCGUUCUGGCACACUGGGUCGUCCACACCAGGCCCCACCCCCUCCACCAUCAACAAACACAAUGAAUGGCUCCAUGACCCUGCCACCUGUCGACUACAGUUUGGAUUACAUGAAUUCUGGGCCCCCACCUCCACCCACAGCUAAUAUCCCAUCAGCACAAACAGCGUUUGGUAUGCCACCCAUGGGACUAGUCCCGCCUCCAGGACCAAUGGGAGCAUCCACUGGCUAUGCCCCACCUGUUCCACCUAUGUCUGGACCAAUGGCUGCCCCUUCUCCACCUGUAGCCCCGCCCCCUCCUCCCAGUACAACCCAAUCCAUCACUCCCAAACGGCCCUCUGUGCCUAAUGAAGCCCAGCCCAUAAACGAUGCUCGAAGUGACCUGCUGUCUGCUAUACGAAUGGGUAUUCAGCUGAAAAAGGUUCAGGAACAGCAGGAGCAGCAGGCAAAAAGAGAACCGGUGGGCAAUGAUGUGGCCACCAUCUUGUCUCGCCGCAUAGCCGUGGAAUACAGCGAUUCUGAGGACGAAUCUGAGCUAGAGGACAAUGACUGGUCUGACUAACACUAUACAUGAUGAUGCAAAAAACAUAGGCACAAAGGUUUACAACACUAAAUCACAUGACAAUGCAUUGCAUUUCUCACGUACAUAAUGGCCCCGUCUGCAUUAUAAUAUAAAUAUGGAUAACAACUAAACAAUAUAGUCAAAUAACUUCUUUUCCCCAAACUAUGUGUAAUGUUUUUUUUUAUUUUGUAAUAAAUAAACACUUAUUAAUACAUUUUAUGGACAUACAGUAUACAACUAAAGAUGAUUAAGCAUGAUGAAGGAUCUGGAUUGGAUCUUUUUAACAGUCAGCUCUGUAAAGUUUUGAAACCUGCAUGAAAGUUUAAUACUAAAUGUAUGUUAAGAUUUGAGGUCAGUUAUUAUGACGCAAGAUGUUUUAUUAAACUACCUGAUGUUAGGUAACAGUGGAUUGUGUUCACUCACUAGUGUCUCAUGUCUGGGUGUGUGAUAAAAACACGACCGACAGCUGGCACCGUCUCAUGAUGCAAAAUCUGACGAAUCAUGUUGAAUCACAUCCCUUUCUGAUCCAACCCCCGAGUGCCUUCGUCAUGGAAACAGGACAUUUUUGAUUCUGAGACUCGGUCUCUAUGGAAACAGUACAGCUGAGACUCGGCUCGCCAUGGCAACAGUGGAUUCGAGGCACUCGGCCAGUUGAUGUUCAAGUGUGAAUAAACCCAGGCAAGGAUAUUUUUAAUGCACAGCACAUUCUUUUAAUACAAAAUUAACAAGAUCUCUCAAUUCAUUAAACUAAACAAAGCAAAAAAAGUAUACAACUAACACCUUGGAAAAAUAUACAACACGUUAACACAAUGUUUUACAAUGUCUCAGUUGAUUAGUGCAUGUUGAUUAAAAUGUUUAAUAUUGUUUUGCAGAUAAGUCAUUUGUUGUGCCUUUUCUCAUCAAAAAAUAAAGUGCAUUUCACAGUUAAAACUA
Messenger RNA from Misgurnus anguillicaudatus (oriental weatherfish), 2557 nucleotides. Lineage: Eukaryota; Metazoa; Chordata; Actinopteri; Cypriniformes; Cobitidae. The record is from RefSeq and is a predicted model, not a curated record.